UCUUGAGAUGGUGAGAAGAUGCGAGAGCCCAAAAGUUCACGUCUCUUUUUGCCACCUUCAACAAGAGCAUGUAUAAAGUGAGUCAGACCAGACUGACAGGAAUAGAAGGAGGAGUAGUAGAAAAGAAAGAAAGGAGGGAGGUAAAUCAGACAUAAAACAUCAGAGAGGCCAAAUAGUCACGCUCUCUGGAUACAGAGUGACAACAGAAGGUGAGGGAGCUAACAGGUGAAGGACUGCAAGAAAGUAGAGUUAUGAUGCAAAGGACAGUGAAGUCACUCUUCUUUUUGGUAAUCUUUCUCAUCUGUUUGGCGAGCAUGCUGAGAACUCUCAUCUGGUCCAUGGUUGACAAUAACACCAUGGCACCUCUCAAGCCACCUCGCCACAAGAAACAACACCCUGGGCCUGCUGAACUCUGUGAAGGCUGCAAGGUGGCCAUUGAAAAAGUAAAAAAUGUAACCUCUCAAACCUGGAAGAAGAACGAGUACAAUUUCGAAAAAUUAAGAUUACAGCUGAAAAGCCAGUGCAAUGGCUCUGAGAAGGCCAUCAUUACUCAGGCCAACACUCCGCUGGGAUCCAAAAUUAGGUACGACGGGGAACAGUCGAGGACUCAUGAGGUGAAAUUGAAGACUUUUAACACCUUUGUAAAGGUGCGUCCGUUUCAGCGUAAAACAUAUGAAACAUGUGCUGUUGUUGGGAAUGGCGGGAUCCUGCGCGACAGCGGCUGUGGAGAGGAGAUCAAUUCAGCUCAGUUUGUUAUCAGGUGUAACCUACCUCCCUUGGACAACGGCUUUGAGGAAGAUGUGGGCAACAAGACUGACCUGGUGACAGCAAACCCAAGC
Molecule: messenger RNA, 839 nt
Organism: Plectropomus leopardus (leopard coralgrouper)
Lineage: Eukaryota; Metazoa; Chordata; Actinopteri; Perciformes; Serranidae
Source: RefSeq, a predicted model, not a curated record